Spizellomyces punctatus DAOM BR117 is the source of this 756-nucleotide messenger RNA. RefSeq lists its product as uncharacterized. Lineage: Eukaryota; Fungi; Chytridiomycota; Chytridiomycetes; Spizellomycetales; Spizellomycetaceae. The coding region runs from base 1 to 756 and encodes 251 amino acids. The transcript has 3 exons. The record is from RefSeq and is a predicted model, not a curated record.
AUGACCCAACUAACCCUCUACCCCCUCGCAACCCUCGCAUCCACUGCCUCCUACGCAUCCGCCCUCUGCGAUUUCUCAACCCAGAUCCUGACCAUUGACCUCUUACCCAACCGCAUGAGCAUUGAUGCCCUUGCAAACGCCUUUCGCCUCCCCUUUGAUGCCUUGAUUCGGUUCCUGAGCGUUGAUACGCGAGUAUACAAUGAUAUUGCGGCGAUCGAAUCGACAGUGAAUCCGUAUGCGGCGCUUUUGGGAAAUGUGUUGGCGUUUGGGCAGCAGAGGAUUGGCAUGUUGGGGCCAGAGGAUUUGGCGUCGUAUGUUUGCGUGCUCCAAACACUGAUUCAGCACCUCCCGAACCGAUUUUUCCAUUCCAUGCAAGGUGCAGCCCAAUCUGACCUCGACGAUGAUAAUGACGAUGACGACGAUUAUAACGAGACAAAACCGUCUAUUCCCAUCGACCCCCGUCUCAAAAAGUACCUUGAGAUCCUCCUCAUUCCAACUCAUUUGGACCCCAUCCUUCGAUCCAUCGACUCUACUUUACAACCCGUAUGCCAGUUCCUGGUAUCUCUCAUGAUCGCGUGGCCUGCCAAAAAAACAGAUUUGGCGACGAGUUUACUCUCUCGGCCUCGGAUACGUAUUUUGGAUGUGUUAUGGACGGGUAUAAAGUCGAGCGACUUGUGGCAGUUGUUGGUUAUGAAUGGACGGAAAGGGCUGGCGGGUCUUGAUGAUGCAAAAUAUCGAGCGAUUGGGCUGUCAUGA